AUGAAGUCCCUUCUAUUUCUCGCACUUGCUCUUCUCGCCACCACGGCUUUUGCUCAUUCCAAACAGGAUAUGCUGGACACGAAUCGAGUUGUUUUGAAAGAAUCCGAGUCUGUCGAGUCUGCAUCCUGCGAUGAGUGCCAAUUGGUUGUCAAGAAGAUCUCCGAAGCUGCUAAGGAUCCAGUUAAGCUGAAGGAAUUGAAGAUGAUCUUGAACGCGAUGUGCAGUGAGACUGUCUACGCUAAUGAGUGCCGUCUCUUCGUCAGCCAGUUGGACUACUUCAUCGACAAGCUUCAACCAUUCUUGAAGGAUCCACGCGCCUUCUGUGCUCGCCUUCACAUCUGUGGAAACAAGAAAAUCGAUACCUUCCGUCGUCUUCUUCUUGAUUUCACCAAGCGCGCUGAGAGGAUUUAUUCCGUGCCAACCAUCGUGUGUGAUGAGUGUGAAUUCGUCGUCAAGGAGCUCAAAACCGUCGUUGAAGACAAGAAGAGCCAAGCUGAAGCACGCGAUUUCCUUCGUGAGAACGUUUGCAAGAGUCUCGGACAGUACAGAGGAUUCUGCGAUUUGGUCGUCGACGAGUACCUUCCACAAUUCAUCCAAGAGCUUGACGCCAUUCUUGCCGACCCACACCAGGUGUGUGUUGACAUCAAGGCUUGCAACGCUGGACAAGGAUUCAAGGCUCGCAAAUAUCUUCCGGCUACUGUAGAAGAAAUGGAGAAAGUGGAGAAUGACGUGGACACAUUCUGGAGUGGGUUGAUUAUGGAAAACAACAUAGGACAGGUCCUCGCAAUGUCAUGUUUCGAGUGCAAAUUCCUUGUUGAAGAUAUGGGAACGGAUAUGAUUUCGAACAGAAAGAAGUUGUCUGGCGACGUUCGUGAUUUUGCAUGCUACAAGAUUGUGACCGCCAACAUGACAGCAUCUUGUAUUGAUUUCUUGGACCUCUACCUUCCAACUGUCAUUCAGAUGACAAUUGAACAAUUCACUCCAUUGGGUAUUUGUCAAGCUAACAAGUGCUGUCCACCAAACUCUGAAGAAGUUCUCCGUGCAUUCACUUAUCAAGAAGUUCAAGCGGAAAAGUGUCCAACAAUGAAAUCAUUGGAGUCAUACGUCGCAUCCAAUAUCAUCGGAAGUCCAAUCGAAAAAUACUUCGAGAAUUCGUUGACUGAUACCAUUUGCUCGCAUUCGAUUUCUCUAUUCCAGCCUACUUGCCAACGUAUCAUGUCUGCUGUCGCUCCAAGAUUCGCCAGUUUGACUGCAGUUUUGGCCAGCGAGAACAAGUUUAGUCAGGCGCUCCUCUGCUAA
This is a messenger RNA of Caenorhabditis briggsae, 1299 nucleotides long. RefSeq names its product Protein CBR-SPP-10 (gene Cbr-spp-10). Bases 1 to 1299 code for a protein of 432 amino acids. The transcript has 11 exons. NCBI's taxonomy places the organism in Eukaryota, Metazoa, Nematoda, Chromadorea, Rhabditida, Rhabditidae. Gene Ontology annotation, biological process: lipid metabolic process. The record is from RefSeq and is a predicted model, not a curated record.